Messenger RNA from Prunus dulcis (almond), 1203 nucleotides. RefSeq lists its product as uncharacterized. The coding region runs from base 1 to 1203 and encodes 400 amino acids. NCBI's taxonomy places the organism in Eukaryota, Viridiplantae, Streptophyta, Magnoliopsida, Rosales, Rosaceae. The transcript is spliced from 3 exons. The record is from RefSeq and is a predicted model, not a curated record.
AUGUCCACGCCCGCUUGGGCUCACAAGGAGCUCGAGUUCAGCACCCAAGGGGAUCGACCCUUGGGAACCGAGGAAGAAGUCAGCCAGUCGCGCUCGAGGCACCGAAGACGCCGGCCCAAGAAUCUAGCCCUGCGAGCAGAGGAUGUCGAGAGGCUAGUAAAUGACCGACUCCAAGCUCUCCAACUUAAAGGAAGCACGGAGGAGGCCCUACACAAGGAAAUUGAUCGAGUCGAUUGCUCGCCUUUUACCGACAAAGUGGAACGAGCUCCUCCACCGAAGCGGUUCACAACGCCAUCCAUCACUCCAUUCAAGGGGGACUCUGACCCUGAGAGCCAUUUGAGGCACUUCAAAAGCGUCAUGAUCCUGUACAAGGCAGAUGAUGCUCUGAUGUACAAAGUGUUCGCGAUGACCCUGCGAGGAGCAGCUCAAGACUGGUUCCACACUCUAUCGUCUGCGUCGAUAGGAAACUUCAAGGAGUUAGUCCUCAUCUUCACAAAAGAGUACACCUCCUACAAGAUGGUCAGAAAGCAUGCAGACCAUCUAUUCAACCUGCGCAAGAAGCCAGACGAGUCUCUACGAGACUACCUGAGACGAUUUAAGGCUGAGAAGGCUAACAUCAUAGGAUGCAAUGACCAAGUUGCAUCCUCAGCUUUCAAAAAGGGCUUCCCAACCGAGCACGAGCUAUACCGAGAGCUGGCCAUAACUCCAAGUCAAACCUUGAUCCUGGCUCAGGUGAAGGACAAGCCGUGGGUGAGAAGACCACCACCAAUGAAGGGAGAGCCCUCUAAGAGGGACACCAGUAAAUACUGCGCAUUCCACGGGGAGCACAGUCAUUACACCAACAACUGCAACGCUUGGAAAAGGCACCUUGAGGAGCUGGUCAGAGAAGGUCAUUGCACAGAAUUCGUCGCAAAGAAGGCCAUCCAACAGAUCGAGGAUCUUGAUGCGGCUGCCAAGGAACCUCCCCAAAAGGUCAUUCGAAUCAACACCAUUCUAGCUGACUCCCAGGAGUCCGGGCUGACCACCAAGGAGUGCAAGAGGAAGAUCGCGCAGGCGACUUAUAUCUCUGAAGUCACAACAGGAGUACCAGUCAUUGUGGAUACACCCAUCAUUGGUUUCCAGAAGAAAGACUUGAUUGGGCUUGACCUGCCGCAUAAUGACGCCCUAGUCAUCCGCAUCCAGAUUGAACAAGCUGUGAUCUAG